AUGGAUAGAGAAUCCAAGCCAAAAAUUCUGUCAAAUAUACAAAUCUAUUUGAAACAACCAUGGGAUCUGAUUAAAACUGGAUAUUUGAUUUUAACAUGGAUUACCAUGGGUUUUCAUCUUGAAUUAAUCGGUCCAACAAUGCCCAUUCUUGCUGCAAAUAUUCAAGUUACAUAUAGUGGAAUGGGCUCAGUACUUGCAUCGAGAAGUGCUGGGUAUUUAGUAGCAAAUUGUCUCGGUGCUACUUUACAAAGUAUCGUCAAAAACCAUUCUGAAGGUCUCCUUUUCUGUGCAUUCGUUUUACCUGCCAUUGUCGUUUUCGCUACACCAUUCAUCACCUCGUUGAUACUGAUGUGUAUUGUUUCAUUUGCUCAAGGGAUUUCGAAAGGUUUUACUGACCUAGGUGGGAACAAUCUAUUAUUGAAAAUGUGGACUGUCAAUGCUUCAGCACCAUUAAAUGCAGUUCAUUUAGGCUAUGGAGUCGGUGCUGUUUUUGCUAAUUUACUCAUUCGUCCAUUUCUUACUAAUCGAAAUAUCUUUGUUCCAUAUUCCAUCACCGCAUUCGUAUGUCUUUUGAUCGCUCUUGGACAUAUGUUUCUCUAUAUCCUGGAAAUAAGAAAUCGAAGACAAAAGUCAAGAGUAGAGGAAGUCGAAGAGAGCUUGGAUAAGUCAUCACCUUAUUCGCCACGUACGUGUGGUCGUGGAUCUUUCCAAUAUGGUUUAAUUCUUUCGAUAAUGUUUAUUGCUUACACAUUUUUCGUGGGUGGAAAUUAUCAAACAUUUUCCAAAUUCUACUUUUCGUUUCUGAAAUUUGAAAAAUUCAAGUUGUCCAAUGAAGAUGCCAGUUGGGGAAUGACUCUCUUUUGGCUUUCCAGUUCCAUCGGACGCUUCAUUUUCGCAAUUAUAUCAAUCUUUCUAUCGGUAAAUAUCUGUCUUAGUAUUAUUUGGGCAGGCGCUAUAUGCCUCGCAGCAGCAUGGCUUACUUAUGUUUGGAUCGUUGGUUUAUCAAGUAUGAGUUUAUUUAUUCUGGGUGCAAUAACCGGCUUAAUAUUUUCACCGAUAUUUCCUUUAUCGUUUGGUUAUUUCAAUCAAAGGCUCAAUGUUAUACCAAUGCUCCUUGGUUUACUUUUGUGCGGGACGGCACUCGGAGCGAUGACAUCGAACAAAAUAGCUGGUUUAGUGAUGGAUCAUGAUCCCAACCAUUUUCCAACACUGUUGGCGAUUUGGAUACUGAUGGCAACUCUUCUCUACAUUGGUUCGCAUCUCGUCUACUUUUGUCAUCGACGACCUUCAGCAGAUACUGGUCGUGAAUGCGUUAACGAAGAAGAAAAAGGAGUGAUGAUGGAGAUAACAAAUAAAGAAAACAAAUAG
This is a messenger RNA of Adineta ricciae, 1368 nucleotides long. Lineage: Eukaryota; Metazoa; Rotifera; Eurotatoria; Adinetida; Adinetidae. The record is from the annotation of a GenBank genome assembly.